Messenger RNA from Anarrhichthys ocellatus (wolf-eel), 3753 nucleotides. RefSeq names its product caveolae associated protein 1a (gene cavin1a). The transcript has 2 exons. Gene Ontology annotation, molecular function: rRNA primary transcript binding. Bases 300 to 1574 code for a protein of 424 amino acids. The record is from RefSeq and is a predicted model, not a curated record. Gene Ontology annotation, cellular component: caveola; cytoplasm. Gene Ontology annotation, biological process: transcription initiation at RNA polymerase I promoter; termination of RNA polymerase I transcription. NCBI's taxonomy places the organism in Eukaryota, Metazoa, Chordata, Actinopteri, Perciformes, Anarhichadidae.
UGAGUCAGGGCACACAUGCCUCAGCUGUGAGAGGCCCUACUCCCCUUGGCUGGCUGGCAUCCCGGAGCAGAGGCAGAGAGAGAGACAGAGAAGGCUCAGAGCGUGAGACUGAGGGUGAAGAGAAAGUUUAAGCGUGAAGUAGAAGAGGGGAAAGGAAGAGGUUUAGAAAGUUGUCUGAAAGUAACAAGAAAGAAUUAGGGACUGAGUGCUGUGCAGCGGGGCUCCUGCGGGUUGUUUUUCAGUAGUAUAUUUUUAUCUGCAGUGAGUGUGCAGGCGGUUUGUAUUUAGAGCUGACAGCCAUGGCGGAUACAGGUGUCAAGAAGGAGCACGCAACCCUAGCAGAAGUGCCUUAUGAUGACGACGAGGUCGCCCUGGUGGAUGCCGCCACAGAGCCGGCAGUAGACGACCCUGUAGAUGACCCUGCCGAUGAGGCGGACCUGGUGCUUGCCACCGGCCCCGGCGGCAAGAGUGAGGCGCAGAUGAACGGGGUCAUGGUGCUCUCUCUGCUGGACAAGAUCAUCGGGGUGGUGGACCAGAUCCAGCAGACCCAGAACGGGCUCGAGGCCCGGCAGGAGGCCAUGGAGAAGUCGGUGUCAUCCAUCCAAGGGGAGCUGGCGAAGUUGUCCAAGAACCACGUCGGCACGGCCAACACUGUCAACAAAAUGCUGGACAAGGUGCGCAAGGUCAGCGUCAACGUCAAGACGGUGCGCAGCAACCUGGAGAAGCAGGCGGGCCAGAUCAAGAAGCUGGAGAGCAACGAGAACGAGCUGCUCAAGAGACGCAACUUCAAAGUCCUCAUCUACCAGGACCAAGUGAAGCCACCGAAGACGUCCAAAUCCCAGGCUGCAGAGACGGUGGUUAAAGGCCAAGUCGUGGAGGGCCUUGAGCAGAUACCCGAGGGACAAGAGGGACUCCCAGAUAAUCUCAACUCAGAUGAGGAGGUGGAGAUCGAGGAGAUCAUCGAGGAGUCUCGUACCAAGCGCAUCCAGCGCACCACCAAGCAGCAAGUGGACAACAUAAAGAAAGCCUUCUCCAAAGAGAAAAUGGAGAAGACCAAGUUGAAGACAAAGGAGAACUUGGAGAAGACCAAGCAGAGAACCCGCGACAACCUGGAGAAGACGAGACAGAGAACCCGCGACAACCUGGAGAAGACCAAGCACAGCCUGGAGAAGAAGAUGGGCAAGCUCGGGACCCGCAUGACCCCCAACAUGGAGCGCAAGGCCAAGAUGAAGAGCUCCAAAGACAAGGCGAAGAAAUCCCUCACUCCCGACCACACCGUCUACGCUCGCUCCAAGACCAGCGUGUACCGCGUGCCCCCCUUCACCUUCCACGUGAAGAAGAUCCGAGAAGGGGAGGAGGAGGUGGUGGUGCUGCAGAACACGGAGAUGGUGGAGGUGGCCGAGGGCGAAGACGAGGACCAGCCAGGCGGAGAGAACGGUCUGGGGGUGCACGCGGAGGUGGAAGAAGGGGAGCUGGUGAGGGUAGACAGCCCAGAGAUGGAUGCUCUGUUGGAGGUGACUGAGGACUCUCGGCUGGUCGGGCCAGAGCACCUAAAGAAGGUCCAGAGCGACUAGAGGGACGUCGCUCUGCAGGGCUGCGAAGGGAGCGACGAGAGGGCAACGAAGUCGAGUCACAAGGUCACAAUAUUAGUCGUCGGGAACUUUCUAGACGUGUUCACAGUCUAUGACAUCACGUUUUGUUUUCUGUUCUCUUUUUACUGAACCCAACAGGGAUGACUUUCAUAUCUGCUCCAUUAAGCAUACAAAUAAGAAAAAAACAACUCUAGGUUUUGAAACAUGCUGCACGCUGACUGGUUACGUUUAGGCUAUUUGCAGUUUGCCGUUGGUUUGAUCAAUUGUGUGGCUAUAAGAAUUUAAAAAAUGGUAUAAAUAGUCUUUGCUAUUGAGGAUGUAAUGUAUAAUCUAAUAUUUGCCAUGUAUGAUAUGCACAUUAGUGGGUAUGGUGACGGGAAAUUGUUGGUUUUAGUAACGUAAUGUGCACGAGUGAAACACAGUAAAUAAACAUAUAGGCAAGUGGUAGGCCUGUAGAAGAAGUAGAGAUCUAUGGCAUAAAGGUUAUUUACUGCCAAUCACUCAGCCAUUGCGACAAAUGUAUCAAUAUAAUGUAAAUGACUGAAAAUAGAAGCGUAGUGUCUGAUAAAUUAUGUUGGGAACAUCAAAAACACUCACAGAUAGCAGAGCAAUAAACAGCUAACGUUACUGUUGUGAACAAUUGCUUUAAGACGUAAUGUUUUACUUUUUGUGCUUUGAUUAUAAAAGACGCAGGAUUAUGAAACCUCCAAACUAUUCUGGAUCACUCAGUAGAACAUCAGCUAUAUACUGUAUUAUUAUGAAAUACUCAAAGCUGACAUCAAUGAGAUUUAGAAUGUAGCCUUUUGUAUCUUUCACAACGAGUGCUUGAAAACGUGCUCGAUCAUCAUUUUACUGUAAUGUUUUGAUGUGUGCUCACCAUGCUUUGUGUCGCAUCUGGACAUGCUGUACUCACCAACCUCCACAGAGGAGAAGAAAUCCAACCCUGUCACCAUGGUCACAGCCCAUCGCAGUACAUUUGCACAUCUCUUAAUUUUUCACAAAGGUAACGCCAGACGGACAAAUGAUGGUUUGAAGAGCGAGAUGACAGUUUAAUGGCUGACUACAUAACAAGAGGAGAUGAGCAAAUGUCAUCCUGAAUGCAGUCUUUGUGAGAGACGGCACACAGUCAAGUGUUAUGAAUGGCAUGGCACUUUAAUAAAUGUUAAAACAUUUAACACAAACCGUACGUUUUUUUUUUUUGCAGAGGUGCAAUCUUGUGUACUUCCUCUGAUUUAAGAAAGGAACGUCCACACGGAUGAAAAGAGCUGUCUGACCAUCAUUGUAAGUGAGAGAAUGAGGCGAUUGUGGAGAAUUGGAGGAAGCUACAAUAAUUGGAUUGUAAUUACUCUGAACCUCAAAGUAAACUGGUAAUGCCAUGUGUUCAAUAAUUGCCACCUUUGGUGAGGAAAGCACACAGGGCUCCAGAAAAGGAUGUUGCAGAGACUGUGUGUGAGCUUGAUGUGGUGCAGGCACGCAGGAGCCCACUGUGUAGCAUGGAGAACCAUUAAAAUAAUCAAUGGGCGGGGGAAUGCAAUUAAGGAGAAUGCUCCCUCAGAGCGCCGGGCAGGAUAGAGAACAGUGAGGAGAACUGACAAAAGGUGUGUGUUUGUGCGUGUGUGUGUGUGUGUGUGUGUGUGUGUGUGUGUCAUAGUGAAGAGUAAGUAUGUGCAUACCAUAUAACCACACUUAUAUCUCCAAGUUUAUGUCGGCAUCCCAUGAAAAUUUCCACGAAGCAAAUAAAUCAAUUACAGGCCUGUAACAUCACAUAAUGAUUGUAAUAUUAUGUAGUGAAUAAUUAUAUAAUUUUAGUAUUUUUUUGAUAAAAACAUUCGCAUUGUUUUGCACACCAAACAUCAUAAGACUUGUAAGAUAUUGGUCCCGUUGGAAAAAAGAAAGAAGUGUGUUUUUGCCACCAUGUUUGUUUUGCCUUGUCUUGACCUACUGGUUAUUAAAAAUACAUAGCAUACAAUUUAUGCUAUAAGCUGAGGUAGUCUAGUUUAUACAGACAUUGUCAUUUAAUUAGAAAGAAUGCUGCAAGACUGUGAGAAAUAAUUGCUCUUUGUGUUAUUGAUUCAUACUCAAAUAAUGAAGCUUGCCUUAUAUUUUGUGUCUGAGGCCUCUUUUGCCACUUCAAUAUUAAUAAAAGCUUACUGAUAAUAUA